Messenger RNA from Neurospora crassa OR74A, 2055 nucleotides. RefSeq lists its product as hypothetical. The transcript has a single exon. NCBI's taxonomy places the organism in Eukaryota, Fungi, Ascomycota, Sordariomycetes, Sordariales, Sordariaceae. The record is from RefSeq and is a predicted model, not a curated record. The coding region runs from base 1 to 2055 and encodes 684 amino acids.
AUGUCUACACGCGCCGGACGAAGCGGACGAGGCGGAAGAGGCGGACGCGGCCGUGGACGCGGUGGCAGCGCUACCUCAUCCGACGCCCAAGCUGCUCCAGCUCCUGCACCGGGCGCGCCCGACACGCCAGCUAUGGAGAAUGCCCUUGAGCUGCUCUUCGGCAACCUACCACAGGACUUACAGCCACGGCUGAAGGUCUGGGCACAGGGUGUCGAAGAAGCCCACAGAGAGACCACAACAAGGCUCCGCGAGGUGGCACCAAACCCCACCGAACAACAAUACAACGCGUUGAUUGAGCUGGUCGACGACCCUCUGUGGACGGCACAAGACACUGCCCGGCUCAACGAGGAUUGCGCGCAGUUGGAACAAGUCAUCAACACGCGCGGAACAAACACCCACAUGCAGUCGCUGUGGAAGUUGACGCCAAAGUUCAUGGGCUGUGUGCCUAUUUCCAUCAUCUGCCCAGAGAGGCUGUUGGAAUACGGCAGCGAACAUGAACCCAUUCCGGUGGGAAAUCACUUUGUCGUUCAUCCGAACUGGCCUCCACGAUUCUGUGACCAUUUGAGAUUCUUGGUUGUCCAUCCGGUCUUCAACAGGUCGCCUAGCCUCCUUGCGCUGGCCAUCCAGUACGCCGUCAAGUGUCGUACCAACGACCGGCGUCGGUGGCCCGUACAAGAUCCCACAGGCGAUCGUUACAUCAGCCUAUUGGCGACCGCAUUUAGGAACGGUCACAGGCAGACCAAGAUCGAGGACAUCCAUCGAGAUGUCCGUCAACAGAUGGAGGUCCUCCCUCCUCUUUGCCGCCUCCUACGGGAAAUUGAGCGUGUCUCCAUUCCUGGGCAGCUGCCAGAACCUGUCGAAGACGACGGCGAGCCCUUCGCGGCUUACAUCGUCACGACUUCAGACCUGCUUAACAUCAAGAAAGCCGUUGAUCGGGUAGCCACGUGCGGUAUGCCAGAUUACCUGCCCGCCGAUUUGAGGUUCAUGUGGACCACGUCGGCAAACCAUGGGCAUCCCUAUCCGCCAGCCAACCGGAUCAAGGAAGUCUUGUUGAAGGCGUAUAAGAGGCAAGUUCAGGAGGCUGAACUGAGGCGAAGACGCUCUGCGCAAGCCGCCCAGGUGCCACCGGCACAGGCGCCACCGGCUGAAGAUACAGCAAGGCAGUUAGAGCAAGCGACUGCCACCAUUGCCGGGCUCCAAGAGGAGUUGAGGCAAGCACGUCUGGUUGACCCGCAGCUCAUGGGGUCAGAUAACAUGGCCUCACUGGAGGAACGGGCUACCGCGGCCGAGCAACGGGUUGCUCAACUCGAGCAAUCGAACGCAGCCUUGGUCCAGGCAAGCGGCCAGGUCGAUGCCCGAGUUGUUGAACUCGAGACACAGUUGGCCGGAAAGGCGGAAAAGUGUGCUGAUGCAGAGGCACGCGCUUCGGCUGCCGAACAGAAGCUCCUUGAGCAAUCGGCCUUGGUCCAGGGGCAGGCAAGUGACCAACAGGUCAAUGCCCGAGUCGCUGAACUGGAGAAACUGUUGGCCGAAAAGGCACAAGUCGAGCAGAAGUGUGCUGAUGCAGAGGCACGCGCUUCGGCUGCCGAACAGAAGCUCGACCAACAGGUCAAUGCCCGAGUCGCUGAACUCGAGAAACUGUUGGCCGAAAAGACAGAAGAGCUUCUGCAAUCUCAAGAGUCAGUGAAGACGAUCCAGGCCAGUCACCAAGAGAUGGAUGACCAAGUCACUGAACUCAAGAGACAGUUGGCCGAAAAGGCACAAGUCGAGCAGAAGUGUACUGAUCUCGCCGAGGACCUCCAGGCUCACUUCACGGCUCAACAGUACGGGGAUGUUGACAUGGAACUGGACAAUGACAGCCAUGGCAUGGAUGGAGAUGAUAUGGAUCUAGGGCCCUUCGAAGACGAAGCCGACGAUUCCCUUUUUCUGUCACCUGUAGAGGGUUUGUACAAGAAGGCACCGGGGCAAAGCUCCAUGUCCCAAAUGCAAGAAAUGCCCGACUACAACAUAGUGGCUCGGUCGUUGCCUUGGGUGAAGCGGGACUAUGUAGAUUGA